GUAGGAUUUUCCCUCUUGGAGUAGCAGCUGGACGCAUGCGUGCGCCUCUCCCCCCCUCCUUCCACGACUUCUCCAUCCACAGCGCAGGGGCAGACAGGAUGAAUUUGUCGUGUUACCUGCUUAAAGGCGCCGCCGGUUGUGUGAGUAGUCUAAAGGUGACAGCUUUUUUCUACUGGAAAGUUUAAAAAAGGGAAAUACUCGACUGACGAGGAGGCAGAAGUAGCUAAAGGAUUAAUGAGGAGAAGAGUAUUUGAAUGUAAAGCGGGCAAUCAGAGAGCCGGAUUAGAUCCCACAGCGAGGAAUCGGAGCGUGUGUUGUUGUCAAAGAUGCGGAAACAAAAACAGGAGCAACAACAACCCGACUUUUAAUCCAUCGGGAUAUUUCCAUGCACUGGGUGCAGCAUGCCUUGGCUCAGGAGAAGGGUGAAAAUGUUCCAACUUGGAGUAACACCCAAACACCCUGAAGUUUUCUGUCUGUUGGGACUGUCUCUAUGCUAUGCAUCGGCUGAUUUCUACACCAUUCCGCGGAAGUAACGGGUUGCUUUGGACCAUUUGAAGUCAUAAUGUCAAAAGUCAUUCAGAAAAAGAACCACUGGAUCACCAAAGUGAACGACUGCGCGGUUAUCCGGGACGCGUGCGGGCAGCUGAAUGUGGAGCUGUGCGGCGGGGCAGAGAAUGGAGAGUUCCCAUAUAUCGGGCAAGUUAGAGAGGAUGCUGUGCUUUACCAGGACGGAAAAGUCUGCGAAGGGGAGCUGCUGCUGGAGGUCGAGGGGCUGCCUGUUUCUGGAUUACCCCUUUAUGACAUUUUCACUGUGAUUAACUGCUGCAAAGGUCCUGUCAGGUUGAAAACUGUGCGUCAAGGUCACAAGCUCAACAAGGACCUGAAGCACUACCUGAGCUUGAGGUUUCAGAAGUCUUCCCCCGACCAUGAGCUGCAAAAGACUAUCCGAGCCAAUCUGUAUCGCCAUGCUGUGCCUUGUACGACCCGCCCCCCUCGAGACGGAGAGGUCCCAGGGGUGGAUUACAACUUCCUGUCUGUGGAGGACUUCCUAGAACUUGAAGAGAGUGGCACACUUCUGGAAAUAGGAACAUAUGAAGGUAACUAUUAUGGGACCCCCAAGCCGCCAAGGCAGCCCAUCAUCGGGACAGUGAUUCUCAAUGAUGCAGGCUCCCAGCAGUCCACCCCAAAGCGCACCAAGUCCUACAAUGACAUGCAAAACGCCCGAGUAGUGCCUGCUGACGACGACGAUGACGACCAGGCCACGGAAAUGAACAACAGUUUUACAGGUAACCCUAACGACCAGGACGAGAGCCGCGGCGGCAUCCUCCGGCCAUACCCCGCGCGUGACAAUGCUCCAUCCUGUGGUCUGAACAAUGCGGCCACCUUCACCGCAGACAGUGGGCAGCAGACCCUCGCAGAACCGCAGGUCUCCCCGGAAGACCCGCUGGGGCAGCUGCCUGAGAACUGGGAGAUGGCCUACACUGAGAGCGGAGAACUUUACUUCAUAGACACGGCAAAGGCACACCACCAGGACAUGGCUGUGUAUUUUCAGAGCUUCCACAACACAAAGACCACAUCAUGGCUGGAUCCUCGGUGUAGAGACAAGGCCAGGCCUUUGGAAGAGUGUGAUGACGAUGAAGAAGGGAUACAUACGGAAGACCUGGAGACGGAUCUAGAGCUGCCUCCAGGAUGGGAAAGGAUAGAAGACCCAGUGUAUGGGGUGUACUAUGUAGAUCAUAUAAACAGGAAGACCCAGUAUGAGAACCCAGUCGUGGAGGCGCGGCGUCGCAAAAUCCUGGAGCAGCAACAGCCGCAGCCUCCAGAAGGUGAGCGGUAUAUUCGAGAGUGGAUAGAGGAGCAUUCUUCAGCAGCGGCCCCAUUAGCAAACUACGCUCCAAACCACCUGGAGACCUACCGGGACCCGCAGGUCCCACCAUCUCUACCUCCCGGCCCUGCAGGAGCCAAACGAGGGAAGCCUUUCUUCACAAGAAACCCAGCAGAGUUGAAAGGAACUUUCAUCAACACAAAGCUGAAGAAGAGUCGCCGUGGCUUCGGCUUCACUGUGGUUGGAGGCGACGAGCCAGAUGAGUUUCUGCAGAUCAAAAGUCUGGUGCUGGACGGACCUGCAGCCGUGGAUGGCAAGAUGGAGACAGGUGACGUGAUAGUCAGUGUGAAUGACACGAUUGUGCUGGGCUACACACACGCUCAGGUGGUGAAGAUCUUCCAAUCCAUCCCCAUUGGUUCCAUGGUGGACCUGGCCUUAUGCCGUGGCUACCCACUGCCCUUUGACCCCGAUGACCCCAACACCAGCCUGGUGACCUCAGUGGCUAUCUUGGACAAGGAGCCUAUCAUUGUCAACGGACAGGAGACGUUUGACUCGCCUUCCAACCAGGCCGGACCGGUUAACGGCAUGAGGGAGCCACGGCCGCACAGCCCCUCAGCUGAGGUGGCGUCUAACGGCUCGCACGGCUACUCCAGCGAUGUGGUCACUCUGGCCUCGUCCAUAGCCACCCAGCCCGAGCUGAUCACCAUCCACAUGGAAAAGGGCGACAAAGGAUUCGGCUUCACCAUUGCCGACAGCCUGACGGGAGGUGGGCAGAGAGUCAAGCAGAUAGUGGACUAUCCACGCUGCCGUGGCCUAAAGGAAGGGGAUAUUCUGAUGGAAGUUAACAAGAGAAAUGUCCAGAAUAUGAGCCACAAUCAGGUGGUGGACCUGCUGAGCAAAUGUCCCAGAGGCAGUGAGGUCACCAUGCUGGUGCAAAGAGGAGUGGUGCCAGCCAAGAGGAGUCCAAAGCUGGUGCACCAGUUAGAGCGGAAAGACAGCCAGAGUAGCUCACAGCACAGUGUGUGCAGCCAUCGCAGCACCCACACCGAUUCUCCCAGCCACCCACCCUCUGUCAUGCCCAGUGAGGCUGUGGUUCCCACUCCUGCUGCUCCCACCCAGCCUCUGCCGGGCCUGCCCCCUCAGGACCCCGCAGAUGGCAACCUCACCCUCCAGAAGAAGCCAGACCCCUUUAAGAUAUGGGCACAGUCGAGGAGCAUGUAUGAGAGCCGACUGCCAGAUUGCCAGGAGCAAGACAUUUUCCUUUGGCGGAAGGAUACAGGCUUCGGCUUCCGUAUCCUGGGAGGAAAUGAGCCUGGUGAGCCUAUCUACAUAGGGCACAUAGUAAAGUACGGGGCAGCAGAUGAGGAUGGGCGCCUGCGGUCGGGUGAUGAGCUCAUCUGUGUGGACGGCACGGCGGUGGUGGGCAAGUCUCACCAGCUGGUGGUGCAGCUGAUGCAGCAGGCCGCCAAACAGGGCCAUGUCAACCUCACAGUCAGACGCAAGACCCCCGGAUAUCCAGUGUCAAAAGGGGAAGGAGACGUUCCCCCGUCGCCGGCCUCCUCCCACCACAGCAGCACCCAGGCCCCCAGCCUGACGGAGGGCAAGCGGACCCCCCAGGGCAGCCAGAACUCUCUCAACACCGUCAGCUCUGGCAGCGGAUCUACCAGCGGCAUAGGCAGCGGCGGCGGAGGUGGCAGUGGGAGUGCGGUUGUGCCCGCCUCCCUGCAGCCAUACGAUGUGGAGAUCCAGCGAGGAGAGAACGAGGGCUUCGGUUUCGUCAUUGUGUCGUCCGUCUCAAGGCCUGACGCUGGCACUACCUUUGCUGGAAAUGCUUGUGUGGCCAUGCCCCACAAAAUAGGACGCAUCAUCGAGGGCAGCCCGGCGGACCGCUGCGGGAAGCUGAAAGUAGGGGACCGGAUACUGGCUGUUAACUGCUGCUCCAUCACCAACAAGUCACACUCUGACAUCGUCAACCUGAUCAAGGAAGCCGGGAAUACAGUCUCGCUCAGGAUUAUCCCGGGUGAUGAAUCUUCCAAUGCUUCUCUGCUGACUAAUGCUGAGAAGAUAGCUACCAUCACCACCACACACACACCUCAACAGUCCACAGAGUCCCGGAAUAAUUCAAAGUCAAAAGGAGCUCCUCCUCCUCCACCCACACAAUGUCAGACAACACAGGAUGCAGAGUUCUACUCUGUAGACCUCGAGCGGGACAGUAAAGGUUUUGGCUUCAGCCUGAGAGGAGGACGGGAGUACAACAUGGACCUGUAUGUGUUGAGACUAGCGGAGGAUGGAGCUGCUGUCAGAAAUGGCAAGAUGAGGGUCGGAGAUGAGAUCCUGGAGAUUAAUGGUGAGAGCACAAAAAACAUGAAGCAUUCACGUGCCAUAGAACUGAUCAAGAACGGUGGUCGGAGGGCGCGGCUCGUCCUGAAACGGGGGGAUGGAUCUGUACCUGAAUAUGACGGCAGCAGUGACGGGCACCCUCCCACGCCCGGGGCACAAAACACUCCGGAAGUGAGAACGCUGCCACCUAACAGCCGAUAUUACACCUCAUUGGAGUCCAGUUAUCCACCAGACCUUCACAAACCAUCACGCCAGGAGGAGGCUGUGCGUGGCCGAGAAAGGGACAGGGCUGCAUCAGAUCAGAUGGACUACCAAGGCCGGCAAUUUAACCCCCACCAUCAUCACACCUGGAAUAACAAUCACAGUCAAAGUACCCCCAGAGAGCAGUCUCCAGACAACAGUAACAGCAGUAGCAGUGGCAACAAGAAGAGCCGAGGCCGCAAAGUCAAGAAGUCCGAGUCGGAGAGCGGCAUCUCUAAACUCCUAAAGACUCUGAGGAAAGACAGCUCGGGGAAGAAGGCUGCAGCUACUGAGAAACUGAGGGGGCAAGAGCUCUCAAGCAGCAGUUCUACUCUGGACGGGAGGUUUUGCUUGCAGCGCCGCGGCUCCCUUGACCGCUCACCAACCCGAAAGUGCACCUCGUCUCCUGAUCGCCGGCGGGCCAAGUCGAUGGACCGCAGGGCAGGGCGAGGCAAUCGGGACCGUACACCUGAGAGGGAGUACGAUGAUGGAGGGUUCCUCGCAGUCACCCCUGAACACAAGUUCUAUGAGCGCCGGCUCCUCAAGGACUCACAGAUGGCUGGGCGAGUCAGGGAGGCCACAACCCCCGAGCGCACCAACAACAAUGGAGAUUCCUUGUCUCUUUCCAGGGGCCGUACAUAUGAUAGGGCCACAAAGAACGGCAACCUCUUGAGAGACUCUUCCUCAGAGAGGAUGGAGGAGAGAUAUCGGAUGAACGGGACACCCGAGAGGCGAUACAGAGUGGAGCGGGACUCUUCCCCUGACAGCAACUACAGCCGGGACGAGCUGAACUAUGCAGCAGCACCCAGACUGAAGGACUACUACAGCAUGAUGAAGAACAAUGCUGCAACCAACAAUGUUGCCUACAACAACACAGGCCAUAACAAAAACGCAGCCGGCCACAGCCCAAACCAGCUCCCUGAGCCCAAGAGAAGGCUGUACAAAGAAAGCCCCAAAGACCUCAGCAUCUAGAGCAGAGCAGAGAUCCCCCUCGCCACUCUCUCCUCUAUCUGUGCAAACUAUGUACCAUACACUGGAAUUGGACUUCGGAGGAUACCAACUCUUGUGCUUUAUUUGGUCGACUGGUUUAUUCAUGAAUUUGAUUGACUUAACUACUUGUGAUCCCAUCCAGAGAUUCAUAAAACAGCAGGAGUACAAUCCUUCUAUCAGUUCAUACUGGUUGUCAUUGUUAUAGUUAUUUUGAACAUAACAGAAGUUGUUGUACUAUAGUAAAGGUAUUGUAUGUGCCUGCAUUUAAAAUCAGUGAUAUUGCUUUUUGUAGGCAUUGCUGAAUCUAAAUAUUUGUUCCCUCAGAGGUAUGAAACAUGCUUCCGGUUGUGGUAACUUCUAACUACUAAGCUUGUUUUCAACUUGUUUUUAGUGUCUUCUCCAUUCCUGAAUUGCUUUACUGAACAAACUAUAGCACAAAACACUGAUGGGUCACAAGAACUGUGAAAGUCACGUUGGACUUAAGGCAAAAAUCUAAAUUUAGGAUCAGAUGGUAAAAGUAGAGUGAUUAUAUAAAUAAUAUAUGACUUUUUUGCAUCUGCUCACUAUUUAUUUAUAAUUUGGCACAUAUCUUGAGCAAGCGUCAUUAAAUCUUUAAGGACCAAGGUAGAAGUGCACAUUGUACCUGGGAAAGCAUGCUGUACCCUUACUUGUGUUGCAUCCUUGAAAUGUGUGACACCGGCAGCUCACCCUCCUUUGCCUAAAUACACCAACACACUACUGAAAUUAAGAAAAUUAGGCAACUAAUGUUACUUGAAUAUUCUGGCCCUUUGUUCCUCAGUGUGUACUAAUGUAGUGGGAAAGAAACCCGAGUCACUUUCAACUACAGGCAAAACUGUUUUGGUAGACUCUCUGGUGCGGGAAAAUGAGUGUUAAUUAAAUUUGUUGCUCAUCAAAAUUUCAAUGUAGUACUUUAGAUGAGUCUGCAUUAUUCCCAAAUACCAGCUUGAAGCUGCCAUAAAAUAUGAUUUUUCACAUACGGCAAAAAAAAAAAAAGUUUAAAACAAACUAAUGUAUAAAUUAUCCCUGUGCAAGAUGCAUGUGUAAAUCUAAGUGUAGUUUAACCACUUUAUAUGAUAGGUCUGAGCAAAAAAUAAUCCAUAAGGAACAUGCACUGUAAUCCCACGGUAAUUGUUGAGUCCUGUCCUUAUGUUGAUGAUACCUACGUUUGCGCACUGACCACCUCUUGGGUCCUGGAGCUGAUGUGGUUUGUUGUGUUGGUGAUAAAUUGAGAGUCCCGGCACAGGAGACGACCAAUCUGCCAUGCUGAGCCAUGCCGUCACGCCACUGGAGUCUGACUGCUGCUUUAUAAUGUGUUUUGUGUGUAUUCCGUUUUAUGUUUCAUUAGAGAACUAAAAAUAUAUUGGAUAAACCACAACAAAUGCAUUGUUUGAUCACUGUCGCCAUGGUACUGUAUUAACAAAAAACUAGAAGAAAAAAAAACAAACACACUUAAGAAGUUAACCUGUUGGCCAUCACCUGUAAAGAAUUUUAACUAUUAGGAACCUGUCAAGGAAUAAAAUGUUGCCUUUUUCUUGUACAAAAGAGAAAUUUAUGAAAAACCUCUUCAGUGAGGAAUGUGAUAUUGUGUUUAUAUCUCUGAAAUGGACCUGAUGAUUUAUGGGAAAUAUGUUGAUUUACUCUGGAUCAGGUAUGUAAAGACAUUUUAAAAUGAAAGACUGUAUUUGGUCAAUCAGAAACUCUUUGAUGGUUUGAAUCUCUCUUGAUGGUUAGCCUGCCUUUGUAUUAUAAAGCACUUGUAUGCAGUCUGUGUUCUUCAAGCAUUAGUUCUUGCAAUGUGCUCCGACAUAAUGCUGUCUCUGUGUUGAUAAAAGCAGUACAUGUAUAUGGGCCAACCUUUUUUAUAAAACUAUGCAUAUAUAAAUACUACAUUGUUCAUAGCUUUAUUUGACCCAUGAAGCUAUACAUAACAUUAGUCUAAGUACAAGUAGAUGUGGACUUAUCCAGCUUCUUUCCUUGAGAUGGAUUACAAUGUAUAUGUAGCUAUCAAAAGAAGUCUGUGAAUGCUAUUUUUAUUAUCAAAUAAAGUUUUCCAUACAAAUUCAAAA
Messenger RNA from Micropterus salmoides (largemouth bass), 7482 nucleotides. RefSeq names its product membrane-associated guanylate kinase, WW and PDZ domain-containing protein 1-like. Gene Ontology annotation, cellular component: cytoplasm. The transcript has 24 exons. Lineage: Eukaryota; Metazoa; Chordata; Actinopteri; Centrarchiformes; Centrarchidae. The record is from RefSeq and is a predicted model, not a curated record. Bases 563 to 5377 code for a protein of 1604 amino acids. Gene Ontology annotation, molecular function: protein binding. Gene Ontology annotation, biological process: signal transduction.